This is a messenger RNA of Moneuplotes crassus, 740 nucleotides long. NCBI's taxonomy places the organism in Eukaryota, Ciliophora, Spirotrichea, Euplotida, Euplotidae. The record is from the annotation of a GenBank genome assembly.
CUCCAGUCACAUUGUAAUAUUAUGGUUCAGAACCAAGAUGGUUAUUUCUGUAAGACUUGAUAGCUCCAUCAAACAUUGGGAAGCUAACCCUAUCCUUAUUUAUAAUAAACAUAGGAGCUUUACAUUUAGAGCAUUUUCAUGAAUAACCUGUUUCAGGAAUUGUUCCAGAUUUAAAAGUUUGUUUCUCUCAUUCUGUUCGACAAAUUGAUAUUAUUCAACGAAUACUUAUAACAACAAGAACUCAAGAAAUAAUGAGAUAGACUGUGAUGAUAAUAAGUAUUGAUGUCGGAAUAAGGAUAAUUGCCGAGUAAAAACUUGAAACAAAAAAUAAUGUAAAGAGCAUAAACCAUACUCGCAUUAAGAUCUUACAUACGGAUUGUUGACCUAAUUUCUCUUUAAGAAUCUCGAUUUCUUUUCUUCAAUAAUAGCAGUACAUGAUAAUUAUUCCACCAUUUUUUAUUUUAAUUACAAAUUAUGGACAUGUUUGAUUCAUAUAAAAUUUAUUGGAGCGGUCUUCGUGUCCCUCAAAAUAUUCUUGAGGAAUCUUAGAUAUCUCGAUUUGUUUAUUCGGGGCAUAUUCAUAAACAAGCUGAGGAUUGUCAGAACUAGAACUCUCAGGAAAUGGAAUAGGAGGGUCAAAUUCUUCAGAUUCACUCUUUGAUGUCUUAUAUAUUUCAAUUUCAUUUUGUACACUUUCUCUUGGUUGAAUAUCUCUUGCAGUAAAAAACAUUUUAUUUUUU